Papilio polytes (common Mormon) is the source of this 2226-nucleotide messenger RNA. RefSeq lists its product as uncharacterized. The coding region runs from base 250 to 2226 and encodes 658 amino acids. The transcript has 3 exons. Lineage: Eukaryota; Metazoa; Arthropoda; Insecta; Lepidoptera; Papilionidae. The record is from RefSeq and is a predicted model, not a curated record.
UUUGAAUGUGCUUUAAUAACAAAAAAGUAACAUCAGAUGCAAUCAUUAUCUAAAAAUAAAAGCAGAUUUUUUGCGAUUCUAAAUUUAUAAAGCCGCCAGCACCGGGUGCAAUUUAAAAACGUCUAUGUAAUAGUAAAAUGUUGGUAAUCAGUGUCUAAUAAGAAACUGAUUGAGGAAAGAAGCGUGAAUGUUACAAACUGACGAAGUUUACAAUCGGACUGUAGCAUUGUUUUUCUACUCAACCUAAAGAUGUCUUCAGCGCUACCAAUAAUUCUACAGGGAAACAAUCUUGGCGAAAGGCAUCGUCAUUUCAACUCUCUGGUCCACGCCGCUCACCAGCAGAGCACGUCUCUAGCGACAGUCCUCGACUUGCCCGACAUCUCACGCCUUGACACACUCUUUAAAAUCGAGCUCGCGGCCAAGCAACGUAAUGUAGAUUUCAUUUUAAAAAUUCUUCAACAUGAAGACAUGCUGUUUGUAAGUAGAGCACUAAAGUGUUGUACUUGGCUCCUGGAAUCCCAAUAUCAAGAUGUGAUAAAUCCUGAGCAUUUAGAAGGCGAGGUGUACCCUCACAUGACGAUGCCUGCCGUCAACAAGAUGAAGCAAUGGCUGUACGUUCACCUGAGAGACGCGCAGAGAUGUCGCCAGUUCUAUCAGCACUACAGCAACCGCUACGACACCAAGUUCAAGUUUCUCAAGCACUGCACACCGAACUUCAUCGAAGACGAACUCCUCAACAUCAUGGACCGCAUCACACCGAAACAGCUCAAGGUUAUUUGUGAAUAUUGUCCUCGAGCAAUUAAAUUAUACUAUGAGAAUGUCAGCAAGAACGAAAAAGCGUAUGCAGCCUUUUUACAAAACGAGAAGGAGUAUUUUGAAUGUACCAAAUGCCUUUUGCACUCAGAACCUGAUUCUUAUUUCGAAAUUUUGGAAAAUCAUUACUAUUACGAGAGAUUAGGCUCGCUGUCGUCCUCUAUCACUGAAUGCAUCAUGAAGCGACACAAGCAGAGAGUCCUGGGCAAGCCGGAGCUGUACGCGGUCUGGCUGCUCGACAGGAGCAUGAUGGCCAAACAUCUGAACGCGGAUGAAAACAAAGAUAUAGUGUUUAGGUUAGCGCGCGCGGAGUACCUCGGACACAUCUUCUCUUAUAAAUUUGUGGAACCGUUCAUAAAAAGAUUGAAAGUCGAUGAGAGAGCGGCCGUCAAAAAGAAAGUUUUCGUGGAUAAAGAUGUAGGUGAUAAAGUAGAAGUCGACUCCAUGCCUGCGGAGAUACAGGCCGAGUACUGGGUCACCGUGUUCGGCGCUCUACAGAAAGCGUCACCAAAGAAGGCGAUGUCUGUCUUGUGCAGACUCGAAAAUAUACUUCCCGCAGUGAACGGUGAUGUCAUUAAGAAAGUGAUCGACGACUUCCUCGAGGAGUUUAAUGUGGAAACCAUAUCGGAUGAUGAUAAUUUCAUAUAUAUAUGUAACUGUAUGAAAGUCCGCAUCGUGAGCAAGUACCUGCUGCUCGGAGAGGUCGAGGAGCAAGAAGUCAGACUGGACGGCAUAUGGGCACCGUUUCUGGACCGUUUGGCAGCUCUGGUGCGGCGGAACACUGACAACGCGGCACAAUAUUUGGACGAAUUAGUUAUGUCACUAAAAUAUAACACGGCGUUCUUUAAUCCGAGACUUUCGUGCUUGCCUGUGUUGGAGAGGAUCGUCGCGGAUCUGCAGACGGUUCUGCCGAUGGAGGGAUAUUUCAAAACUUUUGUGUUGCUGCAUGCGACAAUGUUGUAUUACAAGGCUAUUAAAUAUUGUAUGAAACAGUAUCCAGAUAAGUUCGAAGUUGUAAAGUCGAAACGAAUAGAGGGAGCGACAGUUGUGGGUAAACAAUUUGGUAACUACGUUGCUAAAGAACUAAAAGAGCUGGUAUCUAGAUAUUUCGAAUCAAUAACGGUUAUCUAUCAAAAGAAUUUGUGGACAUUCUUAAGAGAUCAGUUUCCGUUUAAUGAGAGCAGUUCUAAAUUUUUGAGUUCGUUUAUCGGAGGUCUGGUAGAGCACGGCGGGACUGAGGCUCUGCUGCUGGCCGAGUACCUGCUGGACAAGGAGGGCGGAUACAACCCGGAUAUAAAAAGAAAGGAGCUUCUGGAUAUAUUGAAAAGUUCCCAGAAUGAGGAAGUUAAAUUCUUUUUACAUGGUUUUUUGUUUUCUGGUGGCGCAGACAGAGUUUGCUAUAGUUGGUCUUAA